CUUGCAAUCGGAUUUCCAAAUGUUGUGGUAGUGAACGCGGUGAACGUUGGUGGUGGCUGCUUCGCUCUUCGGUUUUUCAUGCCACCGUAUUUCCGCGAUGGCUUCAUCCACGGGAACUCGUAGGGAAGAUAAAAAACAGGAGACCACAACGCUGCCGUUGCAUGACAGGAUGAUGCAAGUAGUUGAUAAACAUGGCGAACUGAUACAAGUUCAGGCAUUGAGCAGAGGAUUCGUAGAGCUUGUGUACUGGCUGAAAUACCGACCAGCGAGAUGCAUCUUCAGCUUCGAGGACCAAAUGCAGAUAUGUGCCAAUCAGCUCGACAAUCUCGCAGAGCAGUACAGGGCUCCCAUCGACGAGUGGCUGGCUCGCAUGACCCAUAUUGAGCAGGAUCUGACGAAGGCCCUUAGGAUUCCACAUAACAGGUUCUGGUCGCAUGCAAUGUAUGAUGAUGGAUUCCACCAGCUGCUGGAGUCUUACCUCCGCCUGGCCCCGAGGUACACGGAACUUCACCGCUACCUUAUUACCAAGGAGAUGGAGGAUGUUGAAGACAGGGUGUACAAGCUGGUGUUCCGCACCUUCCUGCGGCUGUCCACUUACAAGGAGUCCAAGGUGAAUCACAUUGACAAGGAGAAAUUUGCCAACCUCCUCUACGACAACUUCAUCUUCGACAUCCCGAAGAUCUUUGACUUGUGCAUCCUCUUCCAGCGAGGCAAUCACGACCUCGUCUGCCGCAUGGUCGAGAACAUCAUGGGUUGUCAACAGAAGUACACCUCGGACCUGAAAGACAUCGAAGACACCAUGCUCAUGGCAUUUGAGAGAGCGGUGCACUCCAUUCAGUCGGACAUCGACGAUGACGAAUUCGAGACGCUGCCGAGACGGCUAGACGACCUGGCGAAAGGAUCGGAGCUGAGCUCCAUGCCCUUCUGGAAGCUGCUGGAGAGGGUCACGUACACCGUGGACAUUGCAGCCAGCCUGCUGGCCUUCUUCGAGGUCUAUCCAGCCGUCGCAAAGAUCUUUACUCUUGGGACUGUCGGACCUCGGUUAGCGGAAUUCUUUGACUCGACCUUUCCCGUCCUGAAGGAGGAGCUCACCCGUCGCAACAAGCUCAAGAGCUUUGAGCCAGUGUUCACCAUGGUGAAGAGGCGACUCUCCUACGCCAAGACCUGUAUCCUGAAGGUGUUCCGGUCCAUGCUCCAGCAGUCCUGCCUGCAGCCGCUCACCGAGCUGGGUCAAGAGAAACCAACAGGCCAGGAACUUCCCUACCUGGAAUCUUUCUUCGAAGUCAUCUGUAACUGCCUGACAGAGAAACACUUCAUCUUUGCAUACCAGCAGCUCUACCCGGUGGAAGAAGACAUUGGAAUGUUUGAACAGUUCAAUUUCUUUGUGGACAACACGAGAGUGUUGUAUGUCCUCCAAAGCAUAUGCAUGGUGUACGUGGGACUGGGCUGCACGCCUCCGACGAACCUCUCCACUGCACAGGACCUGGCCACGAAACCGAAGGCAGAAAAAACGAUACCUUCCUUCCACAAUGCGAGCAACAACAACGCUGGCAGCGGUGGCAGAGAGGAAGGAGCUUGCGGAGGCGGACCGUCAACUUCAUCGGCGGCUGCGGACCAGAGUUCCCAAGUGCAGAGCCUCGGGGAGCUUUUCCCAGAUAUGCCUUCGGAGUUCCUUCAGCAAUGCCUCGAGUACUACAAUGACAACUAUGAGGAAGUGGUUAUGGCACUCCUAGACAACAACCUCCCUCCAAGCCUCAGUCAGCCAGAACCUUCAAGCUCACGGCUUGCCACGCUUGAAGCAAGGAGCAUCUACGACAAUGAUGAGUUUGACAUCCUACGGAGGGACGACGUGGAUUUGUCCAGAAUACACAUUGGAAAGAAGAGCAAGACGCCAAAGUCCCUGGACGAAAAAGGCCACGACAGAGUGCUGAAGGAGGUCUACGAGAAGUACAGCAUGAUUCACGAGGACGUUGCAGAAGACACGUACGAGGACGAGUAUGACGACACGUACGAUUCCAACGACGUCGGUCUCGAGGAGCCGGCCCGUGGGGACGAAUUGACGAUGCGAAGGCCCUUCACCGUACCUCGUGUCCUGGAACCAAAGCAGGGGCGGAGGAAUGGAGACAGCCGCUAUGACGAUGGCGGAGGAGCCUUCGAGGAGGAAGAACAGUGGCAGCCUCCGAGGGACCAGUUUGUGGCCAACCCGGCGGAGAUCCGCGAGCGACGCGAGCAGAGGCAUCGGGAAAUGAUGGAGAGGAGGGGGGGACCUCCCAGGCAACGAAAUGUUAAAGGUGGCCCCCGCGGACGAGGCCAGUCAAGGGACGUGUUGCGGGACCGACAGCUGAAGGAAAGGCACGGAUCUGCAGGACAUAACCAGAGGGCCCAGGCAGACCACAAGCGCAGCAGAGGAAUGUACUCUUAGCAUCCGCACUCCUUCACCCUCUCCCCGUGUAGGUCCAUAGGCCCGACAACCGUCGGGUGUGGUGCAACGACGAUCCCCAAACGGACGGCGUUAGAGCUCUACCGUGUUUUUGUGGGGCGGGCUGUACAGGGUGUGUUUUUGGAGGAGCUGGUAUUUUUGUUUGGUAGAACUCAAGAUUGCGUU
This is a messenger RNA of Ixodes scapularis (black-legged tick), 2605 nucleotides long. RefSeq names its product activating signal cointegrator 1 complex subunit 2-like. The coding region runs from base 98 to 2422 and encodes 774 amino acids. Gene Ontology annotation, biological process: regulation of DNA-templated transcription. Lineage: Eukaryota; Metazoa; Arthropoda; Arachnida; Ixodida; Ixodidae. Gene Ontology annotation, molecular function: ubiquitin binding. The record is from RefSeq and is a predicted model, not a curated record. The transcript is spliced from 19 exons.